ACAAACCCUAGCGACAUAAGCAGUAGAAAAAAGUGAGAAACAGAAAGCCUCGAACAAACGAAAAACAAAGGGUUUUAGCAGUUGGAAACCAGAGAAAAGCUCGAGAGACAAGUAGCCGCCGCCGCCGCCACACAGAAAUGCCGAAGUCGAAGCGUGAUAGACCAGUGACUCUUUCGAAGACGAGGAAGAAGGGUAGGGGACACAAAGAAGCGAUAGUGAAUGCAAUAAGAGAUGCUGCAGAGACUUACAGCUGGGCUUACGUGUUUUCUUUCGAAAACAUGAGGAACCUCAAGUUCAAGGAGUUUAGAGAGCGCCUUAAGUCUUCAAGCAGAUUUUUCUUGGGUUCGAACAAAGUCAUGCAGGUUGCUCUAGGUCGAUCUGCUGCUGAUGAGAUUAGACCUAACAUAUAUAAAGUUUCGAAGCUUCUGCAUGGAAAUACUGGGCUAUGUUUUACCAAUAUGCCAAAAGAAGAUGUUGAAAGGUUAUUUAAUGAAUAUGAGGAAUAUGACUUUGCAAGGACAGGAAGUACUGCAACAGAAAAGGUGGAGCUCAAGGAAGGUCCUUUGGAGCAAUUUACACAUGAGAUGGAGCCCUUUCUACGGAAGCAAGGGAUGCCUGUUCGGUUGAACAAAGGUGUUGUGGAGCUUCUUUCUGACUUUGUUGUUUGUGAAGAGGGAAAGCCUUUGUCCCCUGAGUCAGCUCGUAUACUGCGUUUGUUGGGAACCCAGAUGGCUACCUUCCGGCUUCACUUGAUAUGCAGAUGGAGUCCUGAGGAAUUUGAGCUAUAUAUUGAGAGGCCAGAGGAUUCUGAUGUUGAAUCUGCAUAAACACUAAUUUAAACUUCAUUAUAGAUUUUGCAGAUUAUAUAAUGGAGAAAUGAUUUGUAUGUUGAAUGCGCACACAAUUCUGGUCUGUUAGUUUUUUUUUGUUUGUUGAGAAGAUGGUCUGUUAGUCUUCUAAUUGAGGUAGAAUUAUAGUGUUUAUUUGUAUUGCUAGAUGAAACGGUUUGUGAUUUUGCGGUGCUUUCAGCAUCUGGUCAAUAUAUUUUUGCACCAGUGCAAAGAAAUUUUUAUC
Messenger RNA from Quercus lobata, 1074 nucleotides. RefSeq names its product Ribosomal protein L10 family protein. Gene Ontology annotation, molecular function: RNA binding. Gene Ontology annotation, biological process: nuclear-transcribed mRNA catabolic process; ribosomal large subunit assembly; ribosomal large subunit biogenesis. The record is from RefSeq and is a predicted model, not a curated record. Lineage: Eukaryota; Viridiplantae; Streptophyta; Magnoliopsida; Fagales; Fagaceae. Gene Ontology annotation, cellular component: preribosome, large subunit precursor; nucleolus. The coding region runs from base 138 to 827 and encodes 229 amino acids. The transcript has 8 exons.